GACGUGACGUGCCGUGCGUCGAUAGUGACGUACGUGUGCGGUGAGCAAACAAUUUUUUCUCACGCGAAAAGCUGCAUGUUGCUCGAUUGCUAAUCUAAUUCCAAAGAAAAUGCACUGAUACAUUUACAUACGUUGGCCUUUUAAUUAAAUUACUUACUGUGCCUAUACCCUUUGAGAUACUUUCGUCAUUGGAAGACUCGACGGUUACCAAAAUGAGUUUAGUAGGAAAAAAGUGCGAAUCAAUAUCCCUAUUGGAAUCGAAUACAGAAGACGUAAUACCAAGUGAUAUUACUCCUGAAGAUGUUUUAAGGCUGGAUAGAAUCACUGACACAUAUCUGUGCAGCCCUGAGGCUAACGUAUACGAUAUAGAUUUUACUAGAUUCAAGAUCCGCGAUCUAGAAAGUGGGACAGUGUUGUUCGAGAUAGCGAAACCGCCGACGGACUUCGGUGUGGACAGCGAGGGCGCCGAGGAUGCUCCCGAGGAGCCCUUAGACCCGAAUGCGGGCAGAUUCGUGCGAUAUCAGUUCACCCCGCAAUUUUUAAAGUUGAAGACUGUUGGGGCAACUGUGGAGUUCACGGUGGGUUCGCGUCCUGUCAACCACUUCAGAAUGAUCGAGAAGCACUUCUUCAGAGACACCCUGCUGAAGACCUUUGACUUUGAGUUUGGAUUCUGCAUUCCGUUCUCCAGGAACACUUGUGAACACAUAUAUGAGUUUCCUACACUGCCACCAGAUCUAGUUGAAGAGAUGAUUGCAGCACCAUUUGAGACAUGCUCCGACAGCUUCUACUUUGUUGACAACCAGCUGGUCAUGCAUAACAAGGCUGAUUACGCCUACAAUGGAGGUAUCAACAACUAAAGGUGCACUGUAAUGUAACAGGCCAUAUUUUGUAAAUCUGUGGCCACUUGGCCAGUAACUAUGCGUGUCAUGC
Cydia amplana is the source of this 930-nucleotide messenger RNA. RefSeq names its product protein unc-119 homolog (gene unc-119). NCBI's taxonomy places the organism in Eukaryota, Metazoa, Arthropoda, Insecta, Lepidoptera, Tortricidae. Gene Ontology annotation, molecular function: lipid binding. The transcript is spliced from 3 exons. The record is from RefSeq and is a predicted model, not a curated record. Gene Ontology annotation, biological process: cilium assembly; lipoprotein transport; nervous system development. Gene Ontology annotation, cellular component: cilium. The coding region runs from base 213 to 857 and encodes 214 amino acids.